GGUUUACAGGUAAAAUAUAUGUUAAUUUCUUCAAAUAUCUGAAGGAUUUUAAACCUAAAUAUAAGUUGUAUAUUUUUGAAAUCAGCUAAUGUCACAGCCACUUUCUGGAAAUGUUCUGUUGUGACGUAAACCGCUUCAGAAUCUUCUCUGAGGUCUUCUGGUGGGAAGCCCAAACAGUCAGAACACUUGGUACUACUGUUUGCACGCAUUUUGCUGGCCUAGAGAACCGCCGAUAUGGUUCAUCGUCGAUAUAAGGAAAACCAAAUCAUUAAUGAAAAAGUUGAUGGAGAUCAGCACUCACAGAAAUAUGGAUUGGAUGAGAGAGUUGCUGGUUCUGAAGCUCCAGCUGCCGGGACCUCUAUAGAAAACAACUGGAGCACUUUCUGGCUGCACCACCUGUUUGGAUACAGGCUGAAUAAAGACAAAGGGUCUUCAAAGAGUGAAAACAAGCCCACUGAGCAGCAGCAGAGAGUGGCCUCUUUAGAUGGUGCAGCUACCACCACAGCACAUCCACCUGAGAAGAAAAAGCCACAGAAUAGGACAAAGAGUUUUUGGAGACUAUUCAAUUGCUUCAGAAGGAAAACACAAGUGUCUCCACUUUCUGAUGAUGAUACUCAGGAUCAUCAGAGAAGCUCACUUGAAACUGAAAUCAAACGACAAGGGAGCAACAGGCAAGAAGACAAUGCAGUGAUAAAGCACUGCCAGGAAGCCCUCACAAACAUCAACAGGAUCCAGGUCCAUCCCAUUUAUAGUAGACACAGUUUCUUUCUUGGAUUUCCAAACCCCAGCAUGAUCUGCUACAUGAACGCCAGCCUGCAGAGCCUGCUUACGCUUAAGGAGUUCGUGGAGGACAUCAGAUCCCAGGGGGAAGUGUUGGCGUUGUGUCCCGAGGCUCAGCUCAUGAGAUGUUUUCUGGACAUUGUGAGAUGUCGCAGCUCAGCUGAUGCAAGACUUAAGCUUGAGGUAGUCAUGAGGUUCAAGAGGGUCCUCUCUGUUCAGGCACCUGAAUUUGAGCAUGGCGGCAUGAAGGAUGCCCAUGAGUUCCUAACAGCUGUGUUGGAUCAGAUCAGGAACCUAGUGAUCCCUCUGACAGAGACGGCAGCCUCAAUGGGGAGUAGCUACAGCUGCCCAGUUCAGAGACAUCUACUGUUUAAAAUGCAGAACACCAGGACAUGCAAAGGUUGUGGUGUUCAGUCCAGAAGAGAGGAGGACUUCACUAUGCUUUCUCUGGACUUGAUUCCUGGAGGUUCAGUGCAGGACAUGCUGCACAUACACCAGAUGGAAAGAGAGCUGGAUUUCAGGUGUCAGUGUGGAGGAAACACAUCAGUCCUGGAGUCCAGACUUCUGGCCCUCCCCAAGUACUUGAUUUUGCACCUAAAGAGGUUCAAGCUCACAGAGAACCUUGUGAUGGUGAAGCUGGAGGACCCCAUCAUCCUGUGCAGGGAGAUGACAGUGACUGCCCACCAGGGUGAUCAAAUGUACAGCCUAAUCAGUGUCAUCAGCCAUGUAGGUUCUUCAGUAAGGAAAGGACACUAUGUGAGCAACGGACUACACCCGGACCACACCCUGGAGGACGGAGAGGAUCAAUGGCUCCACUUUAAUGACAUUUAUGUGUUGGAGACAAGUGGAGCAAUGGUUUCUGAGUGGAGUACAGAGGAUUCAUAUGUCCUCAUCUACCAGAGGAGGGCAUGGCCCGCUCUGGUAUGAGGACCCCAAAUCUAGAACAAGCACUAGAGGGCACACGUGUUUGCAUCACAAGUAGUGCUACAGUUAUUUAAUUGAAAUGACUUUAUAUGGAGGUACAUAAAAAAAUCAGCACACUUGCAUACAAUACACACAAAACAGUGGUACAUUCAAAUCCCAUUUUGAUACCAUCUACUAAAAAAACUCAUAAUUA
This is a messenger RNA of Girardinichthys multiradiatus, 1897 nucleotides long. RefSeq names its product ubiquitin carboxyl-terminal hydrolase 37-like. Gene Ontology annotation, molecular function: cysteine-type deubiquitinase activity; cysteine-type endopeptidase activity. The record is from RefSeq and is a predicted model, not a curated record. Gene Ontology annotation, cellular component: cytosol; nucleus. NCBI's taxonomy places the organism in Eukaryota, Metazoa, Chordata, Actinopteri, Cyprinodontiformes, Goodeidae. The coding region runs from base 235 to 1707 and encodes 490 amino acids. The transcript has 17 exons. Gene Ontology annotation, biological process: protein deubiquitination; G1/S transition of mitotic cell cycle.